GACGAUUGGGCGGGUUGUGUGCGCGGCCAGCAGCCCAGCAGCGGGGAGCGCACCCUUGCCCGCUGCCUGUGGCGCGUCGGCUUCAGCUUCACGCACCCUGCGACCGGCUUGGCGGAGGGCCUUACGCGCGACGUGUUCAGCGACCGCCACAUGCUGUUCGGCAAUCCGCUGCUGCGGCAGGACGUUUUUGGCGCGGAUGCGGAUGCGCUCCUCGCCCGGUGGUAUACGGCAGAGCAGGACGGUAAGAUGUCCGCGACGCUGACGGCAGGACUGGGAUCCGACGGCGGCGGUAACAGUACGGUAGCGACACCGGCGUCGACACGGUUGCGUCCGGGCGGCGCGUCGGAAUGCGACUCGGAGUGCAGGCGAUGGCUGGCGGGACGGGGAGUCAGCGCACACCUGGACGUGCCGUACGUUGAUGGCGUCGACGUGGCUGCGGCGGCAGCGGUGCUGCAGAAAGCGGCGCAAGGCAUUGGCGCCGGGGCGCAGGGGAGCGGCUAA
Volvox carteri f. nagariensis is the source of this 501-nucleotide messenger RNA. RefSeq lists its product as uncharacterized. The annotation marks the transcript as partial. The transcript has 2 exons. Lineage: Eukaryota; Viridiplantae; Chlorophyta; Chlorophyceae; Chlamydomonadales; Volvocaceae. The record is from RefSeq and is a predicted model, not a curated record.